AUGAAUACAGUAAUUAGACUGGCUUUAAGAAAAGAACAAUUCAGGCAGUUGGCUUAUUGUUGUCAUGUUGAGGGAUUGAUUCUGAGUUUUCAUUUUCUUUCCUUCUCGUUCGUUGUUGAUUUUUUCUUUCUUUUUUUCGUCCUGUCUUCUUUCUUUUUUUGUUUUGUUUCUACAUAUUUAUUGUCUACGUUUAUAGUGAUGCUUAUAAACAAGAACACGUUUCUUUCUUUUUAUAUAUCAGUCUUUGUUUUGCCUGCUUGUUUGUUCGAUUCUUUCUUUUUGUACCGAACUAUUUUCUUUCUUUUUUUCAAAUCCUUUGUUUGUUUGUUUGUUUGUAUGCUUCUUUCUUUCGUUCACUUUCUAUCUUUCUUUCAAUUUCUUUGUUUCUUUCUUUGUUCCUUUCUCUCAAUUUCUUUCUUUCUUUCUUUUUCCUUUCAAUUUCUUUCUGUUUCUUUCUUACAAUUUCUUUGUUUAUUUAUUUGUUUACUCAGGAAUUCAUUUUCUUUAUUUUUCAAUAAUUUUAUUCAUUCGCUUUCUUUCAUUUCACGAUUCCUCUCCGUCUGUCUUACUGUAUUUCUUUCUAUCUUUAUUCUCUCGCGUUCUUUCUUUCUUUCUUUCUUUCUUUCUUUCUUUCUUUCUUUCUUUUAUUUGUGUACUUUUCUUUAUCAUUUACUUGAUUUAUUAAAAUUUUUAUCAAUUCCUUUUUCUUUGCAUCCAUUUGUUUCUUUUGCUUUUCGUUCUUCGCAUUCAUUCAUUCGUUCGUUUAUUCAUUCGUUCGUUCGUUUAUUCAUUCAUAUUUUCUUUCGCAAACUCAAUUUAUUCUCGUUUUUUUUUAAAAAAAAAAACCCUAGUUACUCAUUCGUUUAUUCAUAUUUGUCCCACUUCUAA
Messenger RNA from Acanthosepion pharaonis, 888 nucleotides. The record is from the annotation of a GenBank genome assembly. Lineage: Eukaryota; Metazoa; Mollusca; Cephalopoda; Sepiida; Sepiidae.